Molecule: messenger RNA, 6440 nt
Organism: Brienomyrus brachyistius
Lineage: Eukaryota; Metazoa; Chordata; Actinopteri; Osteoglossiformes; Mormyridae
Gene: lpin1a
Product: lipin 1a
Exons: 19
Coding region: 1356-3809 (817 amino acids)
Biological process (GO): positive regulation of transcription by RNA polymerase II; cellular response to insulin stimulus; triglyceride biosynthetic process
Cellular component (GO): mitochondrial outer membrane; nucleus
Molecular function (GO): transcription coactivator activity; phosphatidate phosphatase activity
Source: RefSeq, a predicted model, not a curated record
CUUGAAGGACUACAGAGGUGAAGGCAUGUGGUUCUGAGACAGGAAUUUCCAGAUGACAGUAUGCAGUAGUAAGAGUUGCAUUUACUGGAAACCAGUUGAGGUAGGUCUAGACUCUACAUAUUUUGUUGAUUGAUAAGUCAGUUAUUGGUUUGGCUUUAUUCACUUCAUUAAAAUUUAUGUUCUUUCAAGGAAAAUUAUUGUUGGUAAUAUAACACAAGUGCUGGCAACCAUUGGAAUGAAUAACAUCUUGCUCACUUUUAUUCAGAUUUUCUGUGAGCGAGAGUUAAUGAUUCAAUAGCUACUUACUUAUACCCUCUUACUGUAGCUAUGUUGACAUCCAUCGCUACGCUAAAAUGAAACAAAUGAUCUCUGCUCUAAGACAUACUGGCCAGUCUGCACUCCUUUAUGUCAAUAACACUCUAUUUAAGGACGGACAGCACACAUUCAGGUUCUUACAGAGACUCCCAGCCAGCUUCUCUCUUUAUCGGUAGAUUGGUCCCGGUUUGCUGUGGUGCCAUGUGACAGAACCCCUGGUCUCUCUACUCUGCCGCUUAUCUGAAAUACCAAAUUCUUACCCCUAUUCUGCUUCUCUCUCCUAAUGUCUUUUUCAUCAGCAUUUCAAAAUGAUACUGCAAUAUUUGAAAUACUUCAAAUAUUUAAAACUGCAGUGCAGUAUAUGGGGGUUACAAAGGGCUAAAAUUAACGCCUUCCUGUAUAACUACUGUAUGUUUAUGUUACUGUUUUUUAUAAGGAAGCUUAUAAAAUAAUUUUAAUUAGAAAUGUAUUACAUCUAUGUUACAACUGAAGUACAUUCAGACUUGGGCACCGUUUUAGAUUAUUGUGAAGUAGUGCAAUUGUUUCUAGCAUAUGUCUUACUACUAAAUGCAAAGGUUUUUUGUCCCAUCUUUAAUGGUUCCCACACUGGCUCUCCAUGGAUCAGGUUCCCUACCCCUGAUUUACAGGCUUGUAUAUCCAAGCAAUAUUCAAUUCUACUAAGUAUAAUUCCUUCCACAUGCACAAAAAUCUGCGAAGCUUCUUUGUUUGGGUUAAUAGCCUAUUGGGAACAGCCACAACAGAGUCGUGCAAUACCUGUGCAUCUAGGCUCAACAGCAAAUCUCAGCAGAUUAUCAAUACUGGUGCAAGAAUAGGCUUGUCCUGUGUCUUAUAAGACAUUCAGCUUUCCUGCCAAGUCCACUCAGAAAAGUGUCUGUCUAAAUGUUGCUGACUAUAUUUUGUCUUUAAAUGUCCCUCUCUCCCUAGUUGUCCUUACUGAUUAUGCUCGAAAACAUAAGACCUGUUUGACUACCUUGAGGGUCAUUUCCAGAACUGACCCAAAGAAGAUGCAUUUUAUAUAAAUGGAGGUGGUGCCGUCCUACCUGGCCACAUCCCCUAUCCUCUCUGACGGUGCUGUCCUCAUGGAGGCCCAGCGGGCUAAGGGCCUGGCCCGCCACUCCGAUUCCGGGUCCUCCGUCCACGGCCUGGGCCCCUCGCAGAUGAUAGGGGAGAAUGAGACCCUGAAGAAGAGGAGGAGAAGACGGAGGAAGACCAAAGCUGACAGCAUGAAGCGGGAGGACAACGGGAAAUACUCUGAGGAUGAGGACGUGUUCACGCUCGAUUUGAGCUCCGAUGAGGAGAAGGAACCGAACGGCGAUAGGGCCUUGAUGCAUGACGUUCGCAUAGAGCCAGGACGUAUGGGAGAGCAUUCCCACAGCACUUUCAAACAAAGCACAGCGUAUCUAUGCCCCGAGGGAGACUCCUUUCCUCUACAGAGCAAGACAGUUGAGCACAAACACCAGUCACGUGCUCUGGCUAUUCGCACCAGUGAGGGGCUGUCUGCCUCAUGUCCGCCGCAGUCUUCUCUCUUUCAGCCUCCAGACAGCGACUCCUGGUCCUCCACUCCCAAGAGCGACUCAGAGCUGGUCACCAAGCCCUCGGACAAAGAGAAACGGGACAACCCUGAGAUGUUAUGGACGUGGGGAGAGCUGCCCCAUGCUGCCAGGCUGUCUUUGGUCCCAGUUGAGGCGGAGGUUCAAACGCCGCCGCCCCCUAUGUCUGUCCCAGUGUCUGAGAGCACACACUUCCGGGCCAUCUCCGGGGAGUGUCCUCCUGAGGACCCCCCACUCGUCCCCUCGAUGCCUGAGGCUAGCGGCCACACAGCCAUAGGGCAGGAAGAGGACGGGACCGUCGCCGCCUCCCGCCCACUCUCUGAGCUGGAUGAGGUCGGGGACAGUCAGGUGUCCUGGCCAGUCAGCAAAACCGACUCACCCUCCAAAAAGAAAGACAAACGGAGUCGACAUCUGGGGACAGACGGUGUUUACCUGGAUGACAUCACAGAACUGGAACCCGAAGUGGCUGCUUUGUACUUUCCUAAAAAUGAUGGGGGAGGUGCUGUUAGGAGUGGCUCUGACUGUGGAGCCAGGAGUGCCAGUCAUUCUCCACAGUCGGUUAGCAGCUCUGGCAUGGACAGUGGAGUUGAUAGUUACUCUGAACAGAUAGGCGACCUGCCCUCUGUCGCCAUCUCCCUGUGCGGGGGACUAACUGACAACAUUGAGAUUAUCAAAGAACAGUUUGAAGAAAAGGCGGUGUCUUACCAUCAGUUUGCGGAAAACCCUGCACUCAUCGACGACCCGAACUUGGUGGUGAAGAUUGGAACCAAGUACUACAACUGGACCACUGCUGCUCCUCUCAUGUUGGCUAUGCAGGCCUUUCAGAAGCCCUUGCCUAAGGCCACAGAGGAGAACAUCAUGAAGGAGAAGAUGCCGAGGAAAGGCGGCCGAUGGUGGUUCUCAUGGCGCGGGAGGAGCAGCGGCUCGAAGUCGGAAUCCACUGCGGAUCAGGUCAGUGAGGACAGAGAGCAGCCUGGGAGUAGUGACCCUAUACACAGGCAUAAAGACGAAUCGUCCUCCAGUGAUGAGGAACACCAAGGAGCUAAAUCCAACCCUUGUUCCAUCCAGCCGGAGGCCUCGCUCCCUCCAGGAGGAACUUACUACAAAAAGACGCUUCGUCUGAGCUCUGAGCAGCUGAGGAGUCUGCAGCUAAAGGAAGGACCCAAUGAUGUCGUCUUCAGCGUCACCACACAGUACCAAGGCACUUGUCGGUGUGAGGGCACCAUUUACUUGUGGAGAUGGGAUGAUAAGAUUAUUGUUUCUGACAUUGAUGGCACCAUCACCAGGUCUGACACCCUUGGGCAUAUCCUUCCAACACUGGGUAAAGACUGGACACACCAAGGCAUUGCUCGCCUGUACCACAAUGUUAGCCUAAACGGAUAUAAGUUUGUGUACUGCUCUGCCCGGGCCAUUGGCAUGGCGGACAUGACUCGAGGGUACCUGCACUGGGUGAAGGAGAGGGGCACCAUGCUGCCACAGGGCCCUGUCCUGCUCAGUCCCAGUAGCCUCUUCUCUGCCUUACACAGGGAAGUCAUUGAAAAGAAACCAGAGAAAUUCAAAAUUGAAUGUCUGACCGAUAUUAAGAAUCUGUUCCAUCCAAACACAGAGCCCUUCUACGCAGCGUUUGGAAACAGAGCUACGGAUGUGUAUGCAUAUAAGGAAGUUGGAGUUCCUUUAAAUAGAAUAUUUACAGUCAACCCAAAAGGAGAACUGAUUCAGGAACAUGCCAAGACAAAUAUUUCAUCGUAUGGGCGCCUAUGUGACGGCGUCGAUCACGUCUUCCCCCCCAUCGGCGAUGGCGAAUUCUCUGACCCGUCCUUUUCUGACUCCUUCGGUCAGGUGGGCCGCAGUGUGGAGCAGGAAAUGCAGUGUCCAGCGCAGUGCACUGGCGGUAACCCAGAUUCACACGCUGAAGCCAUUUGACCAAAUGGUCAGGCACAUGCAUCGGAAAAUGUAGGUCAAUGUGUGGAGAGCAGCUUUUCACUGACUUACUGGAAAAUUGUGCCGUUAAAUGAACAUAUGAACACAUGCAUGCAUGUACAGGCUGUGUAAACAAACCCACGCAUACAAACAAAAGACAAACACUGUCUCAAUAUGUGAGACUUGAGUUUCAGGGUCACAUUGCUAGUAUCACUUUAGCGUCAUCAUUGCAGUUGCAAGUAAAUUGUGCACAUUUGUCAUUUUAAUUUUGUUCAUUACCAAGUUUGUCAAUGCUGAGAAAUAACUACUCUGUUACAUUUUGUUUAAUAUAGCUAUAGCAAUGAAAAAUAACCUUUAAACGGGAUACUGCUGCAAUAUCUCACAAAUAAUAUGUAAUAUACUAUAUAGAUGUUCAUGAAAUUCCUCCAUUAUCAUUUGCAGGGUUACAACAUACUCAGUCUUGGCUUGCGAUGGUUGGCAGCAAUUAACAUAUCAGUAGCAUGCACCAAGCACUGUUACUUUGAGUCUUGUCAAAAAUGUGUAGAUAUAGAGGAGAAACGCUUUUAGUCAUUUUUUACUUCAAAUGACUUUAAAUACACACAUUAGCAAUGUACAAUCAUGUGAGUUAGUUAAGCAAGUAGUAAAGACAUAAUGUACUUGUUAAUUUAAGGGAAACUCAGGACUUCAUAGAUUUUCAAGUCAGAUUCAGAGCAAUGUUUGCCUGCAGUCUUCUCCUCCUACUGUACAUGCAGAUGAGUACCUCCAACUGUCAUUUAGAAUUGUUUUCUGUAUUUAAAUGACAGCAAGUUACCCAGACGAUGUUUUUUCACUGGGUGGUAGCAACACUGACAUUUCUAACGUUUCACCAGAAUUGAUUUGAUAUAUUUUGUGUGUGUAUAUAAACUAUUUCUCAAGCCUUGCUGAGAAAAAUUAUAUCUUUAUUUAAAUUCAUAACGUAAUAUUAUUUCUGAAAUAAAUUAUGAAGCAUAUGCAGUUUUAAAGAUAAUUGUGCCAACAUGUGACCAUAAUGGGAACCUGCAGUGUUCACUGUAUUUUAGUCAGUUUAAGUUUAAUGCAGGGGUCUCCUACUAUCCAGUAGGUUUCCCAUCAUUCCCGGCUUCUGAUGAGCCACACCUGUUCCUGAUAUUUACCUGACAGCUGGUGUGGCUCAUCAGAACCCAGGUAUGAUAGAAAUCCUACUGGACGGUAGCUUUCCAGGACCGGAGUUAGAGACCCCUGGUUUAAUGGUACAUGCAGUUUAUUUAGAGAACAAGUAGUAGUAAACUGAAAGCAGAGGUUUUUGAAUUUUGGAUAUUGAAAAUUUGGCUAGCUAGUGAUUAACUGCAGAGUUGUUUAUGAGCUGUUAAGAGAUUCUUUGAGUUACUGUGAUGUAUAAAGCUAGUUGUUUAAUAUUUCAUUCUUAUGUCAGUCUUGUGCAACAUUAACACACAGAUGAUGGAAACCCUUGGCAGCGUUUGCAUCUAUAGCCUUUUCUUGUGUUUUGCUACAUGGCUAAUAAAGGUAACAAUUAGCUGCCGAUGGAUAGUGUUGUAAGCACACAGUGGGUUACAGAUAGUAGGCAAUGUUAUCUGACCAAAGGGUGACUUUAAAUAAUCAGUUGAAUGCUGGGUUACAGAAGCUCAUAGGCCCCGCAAGCCUUGUAUGCAAUGAUCACCUUCCCUGUCUGAGGAAUGACCUUGCGAGUCAAUGGCCUGUCAGAUAGAAGAAGCAGAAUCACCCUGUUGUGUGAAAUGUGGAUUUAGUUUUUCGCUGUUCAAAGCGCACACAUACAUUUUCCCUUUAACUCUUGAACGCCAGUGUGUAUUGCAUCCUUGUCGGUAUCAAUUUAUAUGUUGUGUGUAGAAAAAGGUGUAAUACAUUCAUUGAGUGUGUAUUGCUUAUGAUAGAUGUGCAUACCAGAUUGGUGAAAUCCACAUUGUUUUCUGAAAUGUACUACUUUAAAUGGCAUUGGACAGCCAUUGAUCUUUUCUUUUAUCAUAUUGAUACUUGAUCAUGAUUCAUUGCAUUGUAAUAGUAGCUGAGUAGUUAAAUUGUACUUUAGAUGAUCAUGUUCCUAGUCAUAUCAUUUACUUUGUUGUUCAUUGUUGACUUCUUUAUAAAUAUGUUCAUUCAUAUUUCCCAUUUUUGCAGAGCUCAGCCCUUAGUGUUAUCUUGCCUGCGUUACUAGCCAGGCCUGCACCUUCACCUCUGUUUUCCAUAAUGGGCAUUUUAUUAUUAUAAUACAGAUGUAAUUAUAUUUGUCAUUUGUAGAAGCACAAGUACAGAGGAAUUCUUCUGUUUACAUGUAUUGCAUCUUGCUCACCUAAGAGGGUGAUGUUGUUUAAAGUGCACGAACACUUUUUGGGGUUAAGGACUUUGCUCAAGGGGCCAACAGUGAUAUGAUAAUUCUGCUGGCCGUGGGAUUCAAACCAGCAGGGAUAACAGACCGCCAACCCCAUAGAGGCACAAACCGCCCUACAAUUAUCACAUUCUUUCUGUGAAAGAGCGGUAUAAAGAAAAAAAAAGUCUAUUAAUCCACUUUAUGUUCAGAUGUACUUAAUUAUUGUAUUGUGAAAUGUUAGAUUGUCAUAUAUUUGUACUGUUAUUUGCGUCAAUAAAUAUAAGCAAUAAUUA